AUGACUAAAGCAAGAAAAACACCAGCUCUACGAGCGACGAAGAAGAUGACUGGUAGAACGAGACGUCUCGCUCCCCGAGUACUUCCACAAUAUCAGAAUCAUCGAAAGGUCGGCAAGGUUGGUAAAUGGGUUUCUCGAUGUCUAGCUGCGCUGGCCUGCCUGGCAAGCAUUUUUCUCGGAGCCAUGAUCGCGAAAGGUUGCGGUACGGCCGCUUUAGACAGCAUCUAUCCAACAGAGCUCCAAAUGAACAGGACAUUUGAUAUCAACUUGUGA
This is a messenger RNA of Daldinia vernicosa, 273 nucleotides long. RefSeq lists its product as uncharacterized. The transcript is spliced from 3 exons. The record is from RefSeq and is a predicted model, not a curated record. The coding region runs from base 1 to 273 and encodes 90 amino acids. NCBI's taxonomy places the organism in Eukaryota, Fungi, Ascomycota, Sordariomycetes, Xylariales, Hypoxylaceae.